AUGUCGUUUUUCUGUUUCGUCAAUCCGUUCCUAGUUCCAUCUUGUGCGAUUAAAUCCUCUUCGUUGUGCUGGGCCGAGGAAGCCAAUGCGGUGCCUUCUUCGUCUGAAACAUCGACUAAGAAGAAGAAAAAAUAUGUGAAGAGAGUCGACCGAAUAUUGAAUGAAAUCAGAAGUAAAAAGGUUGUGGAAACGCCUGCAGGAACGUCGAGCCAACAAGUCGUUCAACCUGUGAUAUUGGUGGUACCAACAGAUAAUAUAGCGGCGACCGUUGAGGCCAUAAAA
Ostertagia ostertagi is the source of this 282-nucleotide messenger RNA. NCBI's taxonomy places the organism in Eukaryota, Metazoa, Nematoda, Chromadorea, Rhabditida, Trichostrongylidae. The record is from the annotation of a GenBank genome assembly.